UAUCCCGUGUUGCAUCAGUUGCCGCGUCAAUGGACUUACUUGUGUUUAUGAGCAAGCUCGGCGCGAUCGACUGAAGGAAGCGAUCGAUCUGAACCACACUUUCGUGACCCUUUUCAACGAACUCAGUAAAGGGCUGAGUGAAGACGACAAGAAGAAGGUCCAAGAUGUUAUCGACGCAGUGAGUCCUUUGGGUCCAACAUGUAACAUCGAAUUGCUGACCAGACUUCCAGGCAGAAGACGACAUGCUAUCCCCACAGCCGGGUGUGCCCUGCCUUCCAUCUUCCGGUAAACGAACUCGAAAGUCUUCUGUCAACGAAAGCCCAGACCCAGUUGAUCUCACACAACAACACGGUGAAGCGCAUGUCACGGCUUCGGUGGGGUCAAACGAAGACUUGGAUUACCUGGAUGAAGACCUCUUGCGGACUCGCGAGUCAAGGGAGACAGGGUAUGUCGGACAAAAUUCAGAAGUGCAGUGGCUGCGUUCCGUUCAGCGUCAGUCACAGAGCAACGACGGCCAAUCUUACGGGCUUCCAUACGGACCACCCGGUAUUGGUAAACACGCCGGCGAUGAGCGCUCAGAGGCACUCCACCAGCGCAGAGAGAAGGGAGGGCAUGUACCGAUCCGGCAUAUCACUGAUGCUACGUUCUAUCUCGACAGUGACAAUAUCGAACUGGAAAUUGUCGUCAAUCCGUACGAGCUUCCCGAUCCUGAGAUCGCCGAGCAGCUUCUGCAUUGCUACAUGAGCACGGUCCACAGUACAUUCCCCGUAGUACCUCGGAGCUUCGAGGAUCAAGUGCGUAGGUUUAUCUCCGCACUAAAGCAGAACAGAGCAUUUCAGGUACCAGAUCGCUGGCGGGCCUUGAUGAAUCUGAUUUUCGCAAUCGGCGCAAAGCACUCUCACUUGACCAACACGGGGUGGCAGGGAGACGAACGCGAUCACCUAGUCUACAUGACUCGGGCAUCUCACCUUCUCGGCAUGAAUAGCACCAUCAUGUUCAUUUCUGCGCCGGAUCUAUUGUUGGUCCAAGCAACUGCUGUUUUCUCCAUUUACUUUCUGGCAAUUGGUCAUGUAAGCCGCGCAUGGCUCAUGGUCGGUAUAUCGAUCAGGCUUGCCCUAGCGCUUGGUCUGCACCUACGGAACGAAGACCCUGCUGCAGAUUCAACCAAGAAAGAGAUGCUACUACGGACUUGGUGGAGUUUGCAUUCGAUAGAAUGUCUGGCCAGUUCCAUCACCGGCCGCCCGCCCAUUAUUUCGAACGAAGAUUGCACGGUUCCUCUGCCUGCAGCUAACGUUGGUGAUAAACAGCCUGCUAGCAAGCGACGGGUAUCUAAUCUCGCUAACUCAAGAUCCCAAGAAGCGAGUUCGCAGAUCGGCAACUCGGUUGGCUCAGACGAGUAUCUCGUGAACACCAUCAAGAUUGAACUUCUUACGCAGAGAGUCUUGACCAGUCUAUAUGCGCCUCGAACUGCAGCUCGAUCUUGGCAGGUAUGUCACACCGAGACAUUGGUCUUUAGCGUCCAUCAGACCCUCAAAGGUUUGCCCCUUCCGUCGAAAUUAUGCUUACUCCUUUUGCCGCAGAAUGUCCAGGGCAGGAUCAAAGAUUUGCUCCAGGACCUCGAAGAGUGGUCUUCUCAAGCACUGAGUGGCGCGAAGUCUCCAAGCGGCUCACAACAGCAAGGCGAAGUCGAACGUGAGCAUCUUCUCCUUCUGAUGCACUACUGGAGCACCAAGAUCCUCAUUACACGCCCCUGCUUGUGCCGAACAGAGCGCCGUAUCCAGAAUGAAAGCGAUACUUCUGCUGCGUUCAAUGUGCAGAUGGCCAACAUCUGUGUUACAUCGGCUCGUGAGAUGAUGGCCUUGUUUCCUGACGAACCUGACCUGGAUUUCGUAUACAUGAAGGCACCUUGGUGGAACGUGAUACACAUCAUUAUGCAAUGUGCUGCUGUCUUACUGCUUGAAGUGGGAUAUCAAAGCCGCCAAACGAAGGACAACAACGCUUCAAUCACUGCUGAUAUCCAAAAGCUGAUCAACUGGCUGCAGGUAAUGCAACAAAACGACCCUGUGGCAGAACGAGCCUACUACGUAGUGCGCCGAAUCCUACAGAAUGUUGCACCGGUUCUUCAGGAGAAGGCUAUCGAGCUACUCGCCGAAAGCGUGGCAAGCAGUGCUGCAGACAUGCAAAUACCUAAGCGUCCUGCCACAGCGUAUGGACGUCAAAGCACUAGUCUCGACUGGGCUCAGGGAAACUUCUUCGAUGGCUCAGCUUCAGCGACUGGCCACCAGUACUAUGCUGAGCGCACAGAUCAGAACUACUAUGGCACUGGGCAAUUUCCACAAGAUGUUUCCCCGUAUGGAAGCUUUCCACUCGAGGAUCUUCAACUGUCUGGUACUUUCGGCAAUCCAUUCGUCAACAACUGGGAUGAGGAUAUGCCGUUGGCAGGCGUGCAAAACCCAUGGCACAAUCCGUUAACCUCCUCUACCGAUCAGCAGGACGACUUGAGCAACAUGAACCUCUACCCGGUUUCGAAUGUGGACCAAGGACAUCAACAAGGACAAUAGCCACGUCAACAUGGGCAGUAGCACUACCCACAGCAAUCACCUCAGAGCGGCACGCAGCAUGAGCAGCGGCCAUCUCAGACCUGGCCAAGUGUUUGCGUUGA
This is a messenger RNA of Didymella exigua CBS 183.55, 2662 nucleotides long. RefSeq lists its product as uncharacterized. NCBI's taxonomy places the organism in Eukaryota, Fungi, Ascomycota, Dothideomycetes, Pleosporales, Didymellaceae. The transcript has 4 exons. Gene Ontology annotation, biological process: DNA-templated transcription. The record is from RefSeq and is a predicted model, not a curated record. The coding region runs from base 243 to 2561 and encodes 772 amino acids. Gene Ontology annotation, molecular function: zinc ion binding; DNA binding.